Messenger RNA from Haliotis rubra (blacklip abalone), 1691 nucleotides. Its product is annotated as mitochondrial uncoupling protein 4-like. Gene Ontology annotation, biological process: response to cold. NCBI's taxonomy places the organism in Eukaryota, Metazoa, Mollusca, Gastropoda, Lepetellida, Haliotidae. The record is from RefSeq and is a predicted model, not a curated record. The transcript is spliced from 8 exons. Bases 76 to 729 code for a protein of 217 amino acids.
GAAGAAGGUGUGUUAAAACUGUGGCAAGGUGUCACCCCUGCUUUAUACAGACAUGUAGUGUAUUCUGGGUGCAGAAUGUCAUUCUAUGAAAUCCUGCGAGACAAAGUUUUGGGAAAGAAUCCUGAUGGCUCAUCGUCAGUGUGGAAAGUAUCACUAGGUGGGGUGAUCGCAGGUGCUGCUGGCCAGUUUGUGGCAAGUCCCACGGAUCUAGUCAAGGUACAGAUGCAGAUGGAGGGGAAACGCAAGUUGGAGGGAAAGCCACCUAGAGUGAAAAAUGCAGGUCAAGCCUUUCUACAGAUCAUGAAAGAGGGCGGAAUUCGAGGUCUGUGGCGGGGCUGGAUACCCAAUGUACAGAGGGCAGCACUGGUCAACAUGGGAGAUCUUGCAACGUACGACACAGCCAAACACAAGGUACUUGCUCAUACCAGCCUGAAGGAUAACUAUGUGACGCAUACAAUAGCAAGUGCAUGUUCAGGGAUUGUAGCAGCGCUGAUGGGUACGCCAGCGGAUGUUGUCAAGUCACGCGUCAUGAACCAGCCUACGGAGAAUGGCAGAGGUCUGGUGUACAAAGGGUCAGUUGACUGUUUAAUGAAGACUGUAUCACAGGAAGGAUUCUUUGCUUUAUAUAAAGGGUUCCUGCCUACUUGGGCAAGAAUGGCUCCCUGGUCCUUAGUUUUCUGGCUGAGUUAUGAGCAGGUUCGCAAGAUGACGGGAGUGAAGUCCUUCUGAGCUCAAGCUGACAUCUCUCUCUCUCUCACUCACUCACUCUCACACAUCCACCAUAUUCUGCUCUUGGAAGACAGCUGAUGGAAGGCAGCAUGUGAUGCACAUACUGGUUCAAUCCAGAAUAGACUGGUUUUCAAACAUAUCUUCUUGAAUGAAACGGAACUACACCAAUAUGGUAAAGUUCACAUUAAAAUACUAUUGUAAGAUUUAGCUGACACUAAAAUAUACUAGUUUGAUCAAGUUUACUUGAUCCAGUUCAUACUAAUAUACACUGAUAUGAUCCACUUUUCACUGAAGUACACUGCCUGCACAAGGGUAUCACCUGGCCUAUGAAAACAUACUGGUAAGAUUCAGAUGACACUAAAAUAUGCUGGUUUGGUCCAGUGUACAGUGAAACAAACUGGUAUGAUCCAGUUCACACCAACAUACACUGGUAUGAUCCAGUAUUCACUGCAAUACACUGGUAUGAUCCAGUAUUCACUGCAAUACACUUGUAUGAUCCAGUAUUCACUGCAAUACACUGGUAUGAUCCAGUAUUCACUGCAAUACACUGGUUUGAUCCAGUAUUCACUGCAAUACACGGGUAUGAUCCAGUAUUCACAGCAAUACACUGCCUGCCCAAGGAGAUCACAUGGCCUUGAAAAAUGAAAGUUCCAACUCUGUGAAUAUUCACAGUAGAGUCACUAACAGAAUUUACAGAGUCACAUAUAUAUUAUACUUGGAACUAUUUGUAUUCAAGAUACUAUACAAAAAGUAACCUAUCCAGUAAUCAACAUUAUGGUCCUUGAAACAGGAAACAAGUCUAUACUGAAAUGACCUGUAUAGUGAAGAUCAGUUAUUUUUGCUAAUUGUUCCUGUUUAAUUAAUCAUCAAUCAUCACAAAGUGACAAUGCAUGUUUGAAACUGCAAAAACAAUAUAAUAUGUCAUUUUGUAACGAGCAAGACUCUUACCUGUCCAAAUCAGA